Molecule: messenger RNA, 13933 nt
Organism: Pan troglodytes (chimpanzee)
Lineage: Eukaryota; Metazoa; Chordata; Mammalia; Primates; Hominidae
Gene: RAG1
Product: recombination activating 1
Exons: 2
Coding region: 169-3300 (1043 amino acids)
Biological process (GO): pre-B cell allelic exclusion; V(D)J recombination; adaptive immune response
Cellular component (GO): endodeoxyribonuclease complex; nucleus; DNA recombinase complex
Molecular function (GO): double-stranded DNA endonuclease activity; ubiquitin protein ligase activity; sequence-specific DNA binding
Source: RefSeq, a predicted model, not a curated record
CAGUGGAAGCUGAUAAACAUCUCAGCAGCAUGUUCUGAGAAACAAGAGAGCAAGGAGAGAGCAGAGAACACACUUUGCCUUCUCUUUGGUAUUGAGUAAUAUCAACCACAUUGCAGACAUCUCAACACUUUGGCCAGGCAGCCUGCUGAGCAAGGUACCUCAGCCAGCAUGGCAGCCUCUUUCCCACCCACCUUGGGACUCAGUUCUGCCCCAGAUGAAAUUCAGCACCCACAUAUUAAAUUUUCAGAAUGGAAAUUUAAGCUGUUCCGGGUGAGAUCCUUUGAAAAGACACCUGAAGAAGCUCAAAAGGAAAAGAAGGAUUCCUUUGAGGGGAAACCCUCUCUGGAGCAAUCUCCAGCAGUCCUGGACAAGGCUGAUGGUCAGAAGCCAGUCCCAACUCAGCCAUUGUUAAAAGCCCACCCUAAGUUUUCAAAGAAAUUUCACGACAACGGGAAAGCAAGAGGCAAAGCGAUCCAUCAAGCCAAACUUCGACAUCUCUGCCGCAUCUGUGGGAAUUCUUUUAGAGCUGAUGAGCACAACAGGAGAUAUCCAGUCCAUGGUCCUGUGGAUGGUAAAACCCUAGGCCUUUUACGAAAGAAGGAAAAGAGAGCUACUUCCUGGCCGGACCUCAUUGCCAAGGUUUUCCGGAUCGAUGUGAAGGCAGAUGUUGACUCGAUCCACCCCACUGAGUUCUGCCAUAACUGCUGGAGCAUCAUGCACAGGAAGUUUAGCAGUGCCCCAUGUGAGGUUUACUUCCCGAGGAACGUGACCAUGGAGUGGCACCCCCACACACCAUCCUGUGACAUCUGCAACACUGCCCGUCGGGGACUCAAGAGGAAGAGUCUUCAGCCAAACUUGCAGCUCAGCAAAAAACUCAAAACUGUGCUUGACCAAGCAAGACAAGCCCGUCAGCGCAAGAGAAGAGCUCAGGCAAGGAUCAGCAGCAAGGAUGUCAUGAAGAAGAUCGCCAACUGCAGUAAGAUACAUCUUAGUACCAAGCUCCUUGCAGUGGACUUCCCAGAGCACUUUGUGAAAUCCAUCUCCUGCCAGAUCUGUGAACACAUUCUGGCUGACCCUGUGGAGACUAACUGUAAGCAUGUCUUUUGCCGGGUCUGCAUUCUCAGAUGCCUCAAAGUCAUGGGCAGCUAUUGCCCCUCUUGCCGAUAUCCAUGCUUCCCUACUGACCUGGAGAGUCCAGUGAAGUCCUUUCUGAGCGUCUUGAAUUCCCUGAUGGUGAAAUGUCCAGCAAAAGAGUGCAAUGAGGAGGUCAGUUUGGAAAAAUAUAAUCACCACAUCUCAAGUCACAAGGAAUCAAAAGAGACUUUUGUGCACAUUAAUAAAGGGGGCCGGCCCCGCCAACAUCUUCUGUCGCUGACUCGGAGAGCUCAGAAGCACCGGCUGAGGGAGCUCAAGCUGCAAGUCAAAGCCUUUGCUGAUAAAGAAGAAGGUGGAGAUGUGAAGUCCGUGUGCAUGACCUUGUUCCUGCUGGCUCUGAGGGCGAGGAAUGAGCACAGGCAAGCUGAUGAGCUGGAGGCCAUCAUGCAGGGAAAGGGCUCUGGCCUGCAGCCAGCUGUUUGCUUGGCCAUCCGUGUCAACACCUUCCUCAGCUGCAGUCAGUACCACAAGAUGUACAGGACUGUGAAAGCCAUCACAGGGAGACAGAUUUUUCAGCCUUUGCAUGCCCUUCGGAAUGCUGAGAAGGUACUUCUGCCAGGCUACCACCACUUUGAGUGGCAGCCACCUCUGAAGAAUGUGUCUUCCAGCACUGAUGUUGGCAUUAUUGAUGGGCUGUCUGGACUAUCAUCCUCAGUGGAUGAUUACCCAGUGGACACCAUUGCAAAGAGGUUCCGCUAUGAUUCAGCUUUGGUGUCUGCUUUGAUGGACAUGGAAGAAGACAUCUUGGAAGGCAUGAGAUCCCAAGACCUUGAUGAUUACCUGAAUGGCCCCUUCACUGUGGUGGUGAAGGAGUCUUGUGAUGGAAUGGGAGACGUGAGUGAGAAGCAUGGGAGUGGGCCUGUAGUUCCAGAAAAGGCAGUCCGUUUUUCAUUCACAAUCAUGAAAAUUACUAUUGCCCACAGCUCUCAGAAUGUGAAAGUAUUUGAAGAAGCCAAACCUAACUCUGAACUGUGUUGCAAGCCAUUGUGCCUUAUGCUGGCAGAUGAGUCUGACCACGAGACGCUGACUGCCAUCCUGAGUCCUCUCAUUGCUGAGAGGGAGGCCAUGAAGAGCAGUGAAUUAAUGCUUGAGCUGGGAGGCAUUCUCCGGACUUUCAAGUUCAUCUUCAGGGGCACCGGCUAUGAUGAAAAACUUGUGCGGGAAGUGGAAGGCCUCGAGGCUUCUGGCUCAGUCUACAUUUGUACUCUUUGUGAUGCCACCCGUCUGGAAGCCUCUCAAAAUCUUGUCUUCCACUCUAUAACCAGAAGCCAUGCUGAGAACCUGGAACGUUAUGAGGUCUGGCGUUCUAACCCUUACCAUGAGUCUGUGGAAGAACUGCGGGAUCGGGUGAAAGGGGUCUCAGCUAAACCUUUCAUUGAGACAGUCCCUUCCAUAGAUGCACUCCACUGUGACAUUGGCAAUGCAGCUGAGUUCUACAAGAUCUUCCAGCUAGAGAUAGGGGAAGUGUAUAAGAAUCCCAAUGCUUCCAAAGAGGAAAGGAAAAGGUGGCAGGCCACACUGGACAAGCAUCUCCGGAAGAAGAUGAACCUCAAACCAAUCAUGAGGAUGAAUGGCAACUUUGCCAGGAAGCUCAUGACCAAAGAGACUGUGGAUGCAGUUUGUGAGUUAAUUCCUUCCGAGGAGAGGCACGAGGCUCUGAGGGAGCUGAUGGAUCUUUACCUGAAGAUGAAACCAGUAUGGCGGUCAUCAUGCCCUGCUAAAGAGUGCCCAGAAUCCCUCUGCCAGUACAGUUUCAAUUCACAGCGUUUUGCUGAGCUCCUUUCUACGAAGUUCAAGUAUAGGUAUGAGGGAAAAAUCACCAAUUAUUUUCACAAAACCCUGGCCCAUGUUCCUGAAAUUAUUGAGAGGGAUGGCUCCAUUGGGGCAUGGGCAAGUGAGGGAAAUGAGUCUGGUAACAAACUGUUUAGGCGCUUCCGGAAAAUGAAUGCCAGGCAGUCCAAAUGCUAUGAGAUGGAAGAUGUCCUGAAACACCACUGGUUGUACACCUCCAAAUACCUCCAGAAGUUUAUGAAUGCUCAUAAUGCAUUAAAAACCUCUGGGUUUACCAUGAACCCUCAGGCAAGCUUAGGGGACCCAUUAGGCAUAGAGGACUCUCUGGAAAGCCAAGAUUCAAUGGAAUUUUAAGUAGGGCAACCACUUAUGAGUUGGUUUUUGCAAUUGAGUUUCCCUCUGGGUUGCAUUGAGGGCUUCUCCUAGCACCCUUUACUACUGUGUAUGGGGCUUCACCAUCCAAGAGGUGGUAGGUUGGAGUAAGAUGCUACAGAUGCUCUCAAGUCAGGAAUGGAAACUGAUGAGCUGAUUGCUUGAGCCUUUUAGUGAGUUACGAAAAGCAACAGGAAAAAUCAGUUAUCUGAAAGCUCAAUAACUCAGAACAGGAGUAACUGCAGGGGACCAGAGAUGAGCAAAGAUCUGUGUGUGUUGGGGAGCUGUCAUGAAAAUCAAAGCCAAGGUUGUCAAAGAACAGCCAGUGAGGCCAGGAAAGAAAUUGGUCUUGUGGUUUUCAUUUUUUCCCCCUUGAUUUAUUAUAUUUUGUAUUGAGAUAUGAUAAGUGCCUUCUAUUUCAUUUUUGAAUAAUUCUUCAUUUUUAUAAUUUUACGUAUCUUGGCUUGCUAUAUAAGAUUCAAAAGAGCUUUUUAAAUUUUUCUAAUAAUAUCUUACAUUUGUACAGCAUGAUGACCUUUACAAAGUGCUCUCAAUGCAUUUACCCAUUUGUUAUAUAAAUAUCUUACAUCAGGACAACUUUGAGAAAAUCAGUCCUUUUUUAUGUUUAAAUUAUGUAUCUAUUGUAACCUUCAGAGUUUAGGAGGUCAUCUGCUGUCAUGGAUUUUUCAAUAAUGAAUUUAGAAUACACCUGUUAGCUACAGUUAGUUAUUAAAUCUUCUGAUAAUAUAUGUUUACUUAGCUAUCAGAAGCCAAGUAUGAUUCUUUAUUUUUACUUUUUCAUUUCAAGUAAUUUAGAGUUUCCAAAUUUAGAGCUUCUGCAUACAGUCUUAAAGCCACAGAGGCUUGUAAAAAUAUAGGUUAGCUUGAUGUCUAAAAACAUAUUUCAUGUCUUACUGAAACAUUUUGCCAGACUUUCUCCAAAUGAAACCUGAAUCAAUUUUUCUAAAUCUAGGUUUCAUAGAGUCCUCUCCUCUGCAAUGUGUUAUUCUUUCUAUAAUGAUCAGUUUACUUUCAGUGGAUUCAGAAUUGUGUAGCAGGAUAACCUUGUAUUUUUCCAUCCGCUAAGUUUAGAUGGAGUCCAAACGCAGUACAGCAGAAGAGUUAACAUUUACACAGUGCUUUUUACCACUGUGGAAUGUUUUCACACUCAUUUUUCCUUACAACAAUUCUGAGGAGUAGGUGUUGUUAUUAUCUCCAUUUGAUGGGGGUUUAAAUGAUUUGCUCAAAGUCAUUUAGGGGUAAUAAAUACUUGGCUUGGAAAUUUAACACAGUCCUUUUGUCUCCAAAGCCCUUCUUCUUUCCACCACAAAUUAAUCACUAUGUUUAUAAGGUAGUAUCAGAAUUUGUUUAGGAUUCACAACUAAUCACUAUAGCACAUGACCUUGGGAUUACAUUUUUAUGGGGUAGGGGUAAGCAAGUUUUUAAAUCAUUUGUGUGCUCUGGCUCUUUUGAUAGAAGAAAGCAACAUAAAAGCUCCAAAGGGCCCCCUAACCCUCUUGUGGCUCCAGUUAUUUGGAAACUAUGAUCUGCAUCCUUAGGAAUUUGGGAUUUGCCAGUUGCUGGCAAUGUAGAGCAGGCAUGGAAUUUUAUAUGCUAGUGAGUCAUAAUGCUAUGUUAGUGUUAAUUAGUUUUUUCUUCCUUUGAUUUUAUUGGCCAUAAUUGCUACUCUUCAUACACAGUAUAUCAAAGAGCUUGAUAAUUUAGUUGUCAAAAGUGCAUCAGUGACAUUAUCUUUAAUUGUAUGUAUUUGGUGCUUCUUCAGGGAUUGAACACAGUAUCUUUCAUUAAAAAAUACAGCAGUUUUCCUUGCUUUUUAUAUGCAGAAUAUCAAAGUCAUUUCUAAUUUAGCUGUCAAAAACAUAUACAUAGUUUAACAUUAGUUUUUUUGAAAACUCUUGGUUUUGUUUUUUUGGAAAUGAAUGGGCCACUAAGCCACCCUUUCCCUUCAUCCUGCUUAAUCCUUCCAGCAUGUCUCUGCACUAAUAAACAGCUAAAUUCACAUAAUCAUCCUAUUUACUGAAGCAUGGUCAUGCUGGUUUAUAGAUUUUUUACCCAUUUCUACUCUUUUACUCUAUUGGUGGCACUGUAAAUACUUUCCAGUAUUAAAUUAUCCUUUUCUAACACUGUAGGAACUAUUUUGAAUGCAUGUGACUAAGAGCAUGAUUUAUAGCACAACCUUUCCAAUAAUCCCUUAAUCAGAUCACAUUUUGAUAAACCCUGGGAACAUCUGGCUGUAGGAAUUUCAAUAUGUAGAAACGCUGCCUAUGGUUUUUUGCCCUUACUGUUGAGAUUGCAAUAUCCUAGACCCUAGUUUUAUACUAGAGUUUUAUUUUUAGCAAUACCUAUUGCAAGUGCAAUUACAUACUCCAGGGAAAUUCACCACACUGAAUCGAGCAUUUGUGUGUGUAUGUGUGAAGUAUAUACUGGGACUUCAGAAGUGCAAUGUAUUUUUCUCCUGUGAAACCUGAAUCUACAAAUUUUCCUGCCAAGCCACUCAGGUGCAUUGCAGGGACCAGUGAUAAUGGCUGAUGAAAAUUGAUGAUUGGUCGGUGAGGUCAAAAGGAGCCUUGGGAUUAAUAAACAUGCACUGAGAAGCAAGAGGAGGAGAAAAAGAUGUCUUUUUCUUCCAGGUGAACUGGAAUUUAGUUUUGCCUCAGAUUUUUUUUCCCACAAGAUAUAGAGGAAGAUAAAGAUUUUUUUGGUUGAGAGUGUGGGUCUUGCAUUACAUCAAACAGAGUUCAAAUUCCACACAGAUAAGAGGCAGGAUAUAUAAGCGCCAGUGGUAGUUGGGAGGAAUAAACCAUUAUUUGGAUGCAGGUGGUUUUUGAUUGCAGAUAUGUGUGUGUCUUCAGUGAUUGUAUGACAGAUGAUGUAUUCUUUUGAUGUUAAAAGAUUUUAAGUAAGAGUAGAUACAUUGUACCCAUUUUACAUUUUCUUAUUUUAACUACAGUAAUCUACAUAAAUAUACCUCAGAAAUCAUUUUUGGUGAUUAUUUUUUGUUUUGUAGAAUUUCACUUCAGUUUAUUUUCUUACAAAUAACCUUACAUUUUGUUUAAUGGCUUCCAAGAGCCUUUUUUUUUUUCUAUUUCAGAGAAAAUUCAGGUACCAGGAUGCAAUGGAUUUAUUUGAUGCAGGGGACCUGUAUUUCCAUGUCAAAUGUUUUCAAAUAAAAUGAAAUAUGAGUUUCAAUACUUUUUAUAUUUUAAUAUUUCCAUUCAUUAAUAUUAUGGUUAUUGUCAGCAAUUUUAUGUUUGAAUAUUUGAAAUAAAAGUUUAAGAUUUGAAAAUGGUAUGUAUUAUAAUUUCUAUUCAAAUAUUAAUAAUAAUAUUGAGUGCAGCAUUUAAAAAUUAACGUCUUUUACUUUGAGAGAAAUACAGAAUAAAUUUGGUGGUCUUUGGAUUAAAGGACAAUAGAAUAAUGAUUAUGUGUAAAAUUUAUCCUAAUGUAGGAUGAAACAAUUUUUUCCCCCAGAUACAUAAGAUAAAUAGUAAAUCUUUUUGUUUGUUUAUUAACUUUUUUGAGACUGGUGAAAAUACAGACUUAUUCUCCAGAAAAUUCACAUACUUAUUGUAUUAGGCCAUUCUUUUUUCUUUGUUUUUUUUUUUUCUUUUUUGAGACGGAGUCUCACUUUGUCGUCCAGGCUGGAGUGCAGUGGUGCGAUCUCGGCUCAUUGCAAACUCCACCUCCUGGGUUCAGGCCAUUCUCCUUCCUCAGCCUCCUGAGUAGCUGGGACUACAGGUGCCCGCCACCAUGCCCGGCUAAUUUUUUGUAUUUUUUAGUAGAGACGGGGUUUCACCAUGUUAGCCAGGAUGGUCUCAAUCUCCUGACCUCGUGAUCCACCCACCUCAGCCUCCCAAAGUGCUGGGAUUACACGCAUGAGCCACCACACCUGGCUUAUGUUAGGCCAUUCUUGCAUUACUAUAAAUAAAUACAUCAGACUGGGUAAUUUAUAAAGAAAAGAGGUUUAAUUGGUUCACAGUUCUGCAGUAAGUAUGGCACUAGCAUCUAAUUCACCUUCUGGUGAGGCCUCAGAAAGCUACAAUCAUGGCAUAAAGGGAAAGGAAAGCAGGAGCAUCACACGGUGAGAAUGGGAACAUGGGUGAGGAGGUGCCACACAAUUUUACACAACCAGAUCUCAUGUAAACUUGCUGAGCAAGAACUUGCUCAUUAUCAUGAGAAUAGUACCAAGCCAUCCAUAAGGGAUCUGCCCGCACAAUCCAAUCACCUCCCAUCAGUCCUGACCUCCAACACUGGGGUUACAUUUCAACAUGGGUAUUGGAGAGGACAAAUAUCCAAAGCAUAGCAUUCUGCCCCUGGCCUUCCAAAUCUCAUGUUCUCCUCAUAUUGCAAAAUACAAUCAUCCCUUUCCAACCGUCCCCCAAAGUCUUUACUCAUUCCAAGUAUCAACUUAAAAGUCCUGAAGUCCUAAGUCUAGAGUUUCAUCAUUGGAGACUCAAGGCAAAUUUCUUCCUGACCCUGUAAAAUAAAAAACAAUUAUUGACUUCCAAGAUACAAUGGUGGUACAGGCACUGGAUUGAUAUUCUCAUUCCAAAAGGUAGAAAUUGGCCAAAAGAAAGGGGUAAUAGGCCCCACACAAAACCCAGAAGGGCAUACAUUAAACCUUAAAGCUCCAAAAUAGUGUCUGUUGACACCAUGUCCCACAUCCAAGGCAUGUUUCUGCAAGCGGUGGACUUCCAAUGCCUUGGGCAGCUCCACCCCUAUGGCUGCACAAGGUGCAGCCCCCACAGCUGCUCUCAAGGGUUGGAGUUGAGUGACUGCAGCUUUUCCCUGUGGAGGUUGCAAGUUGCAGGUAGCCAUACCAUUCUUGGGGCUAGAGGGUGGUGGUCCCAUCCCACAGCUCCACUAGGCAAUAACCUGGUAGGGACUUUGUAUAGGGCCUCCAACCCCACAUUUCCCUUCUGCAUUUUCCUAGCAGAGGCUCUCUGCAAGUGCUCACCCAUAGAGUAGGCUUUUGCUUUAGCACCCAGGUUUUCUCAUACAUCCUCUGAAAUCUAGGGUGAAGCUGCCAAGCCUUCUUCUCUUCUGCAUUCUGAGCACCUGUAGGCUUAAAACCAUGUGGAAGCUGCCAAGGCUUAUGGCUGUGCCCUCUGGAGCUGAGCCUGAACUGUAUCUGGGGCCCUUUGAGCCAAAGCUGGAGCUGAAUGGCCUGAAUGCAGAGAGCAGUGUCCAAAGGCUGUGCAAGUUAGCAGGGCCCUGGGGCUGGCCCCUGAAACCGUUCUUUCCUCCUAGGCCUCUGGGCCUGUGAUGGGAGGGGUUGCCUCAAAGAUCUCUGAAAUGCCGUCAAGACCUUCCCAUUGUCUUGGAUAGUAGCACUUCGCUCCCUUUUAGUCAUGCUAAUCUCUUUAGCCAGUGGUUGCUCUGUAGCUGCUUGAAUUCCUCCUCUAUCACAAAACCAAGCUGCAAAUUUUCCAAACUUUUACAUUCUGCUAUCAUUUUAAAUAUAAAUUCCAAAUUUAAGUCAUUCCUUUGCUCCUGUAUUUGAUUUUAGGCUGUUAUAAGCAGUCUGGUUACAUCUUAAAUACUUUGCUGCAUAGACAUUUCUUCUACUAGAUACCCUAAGUCAUCACUCUUAAGUUCAACCUUCACAGAUCCCUAGGAUGUGGACACAAUGCAGCCAAGCUCUUUGCUAAGGAAUAACACAGGUGACCUUUACUCCAGUUCCUAGUAACUUCCUCAUUUCCAUCUGAGACCUCAUUAGCCCUGGCCUUCACUGUCCAUAUUUCUAUCAGCAUUUUGAUCAUAACCAUUUAACCAGUCUCUAAUAAGUUACAAACUUUUCCUCAUUUUACUGUCUUCUUCUGAGCCCUCCAGGCUCUUCCAAUUUUAACCACUGCCUGUUACCCAGUUCCAAAGCCACUUCCACAUUUUCAGGUAUCUUUAUAGCAAUGUCCCACCGCUUGGUACCAAUUUUCUGUAUGUGGCCAUUGUUGCAUUGCUAUAAAGAAAUAUCUGAGACUUGAUAAUUUAUACAGAAAAGAGGUUUAUUUGGCUCACAGUUCUACAGGUUGUAAAGAAAGCAUGACACUGGUGUCACAUACUGAAAGUGGGAGCAAGGGGUGGGAGUAAGGUGCUCCACACUUUAAACAACCAGAUCUUGCAUGAACUUUUAGAGCAAGAACUUGCUCAUUAUCAUGAGGACAGCACCAAGCCAUUCGUGAGGGAUCUGUCCCUGUGAUCCAAUCACCUUUCACCAGGUUCCACUUCCAACACUGGGGAUUACAUUUCAAGGUGAGAUUUGGAGGAACAAACAUCCGAACAAUAUCACUUAUACACUCAAAAUUUUGGUCGGAGUUGUUGACUUUUCCAGGGUCACUCAGAAAAUGGCAGAACUGGCUACAGUCCAAGUGCUUUUAGUCAGUGCUUUUAAUAAUAAUAAUAAAUAAUAGUAAUAGUAAUAAUAAAUAAUAAUAAUAAUAGCUACCAUUUUCCAAACUUUUUUUUGCUAACCACUUUGCAUACAUUUUCUUAUUUGAUCCUUUUGAAGUGGAUACUCCUAUUAUCUCCAUGUUACACUUGAAAUAACUGAAGCUUAUCUCAGCUAGAAAAUGGCGGAGCCACAUCCACACAUUUUUAAGUACCAUAGACCCACCUUAACUGGAGGCUUCCCAGCUCCCUUCCAGUCAAGGCUGAGAUUCAGUCUGGCUGUCUCUCUACAGCUAUACCAUUUUUUAAAAAAUAUUGAAACAUGUUUGUAUUUGUAGGUAAAUAGCCCUGUGGCCCAAGACCCAAGUGCCCUUAUGCUACUCUCACAGCCCUUCUCCAUCUUUCAGGAACUGUGGAUCACUCCACAAUCCAGCAAGUAACUUGCAGCACUGCCGGAGGCCUCUGGACCUGGGUUUUUAAAUAUUUGAAUAUUUGAGUGCUAUCUCUACCUUUCAGAAUGUAGCACCUUUUUACCUUUUAAGACCCAGGUAAGGUCUGCAUCCUUCUCACCCUUUCUAGUUACUUCAGCCUAUAUAUUAAAUACAUAUUUGUAAGAUGCCUUCUAUGGGCAAUGUGGGCUUGGCACAGGAGAUACAGUGGUGAAGAACAUAGACAGUUUCUGCUCACAAACAGCUAGGGAGAGAUAGACUUCAAAUCAACAAUAGGACUCUAAAUGCAUAGCCACACACUAGUAGGUGUUAUGAAGGAAAAACACUAAAUGUGAUCAGAGCACAAUAGGUGCAUUAUGAAGUAUGAUAGGACAAUAGAAUUUAACCUGCGGUAUCAGAGAAAGCAUCUAGGAAGAAGGAACUUUUCAGUGGAGACUGGGAGAAUGAGUGGGUGAGGUCAGGUAGGUUACCUGGAGUGAGAGACCUGGAGUAAACUUAGUCUGUGGGAAGACUCUGUGAGGAGAGAGCAAUUGUCAGUGUUUAGGACCUGAAGGAAGGUAAGUGCACAGGAGCAGCCUGAGGGAGGCGCUGCUCUGGAGAAUCAGGCAGAGGUUUUAUCAUGCAGGACCCAAUGGACUUGAGUCCCACCAGAAGUGCAAAUGGAAAAACUACUGAAGAGUUUGAGGCAGGCCAUGAGUCGAUCCACACCACACCAGCAGUGGGGCACAAGUGAAAUGCUUUUGGAAGCUAUAAAGUGUGAGGGAAUUGAUCCAAGUUUAAGAAGCGUUAUGCAUAUAAAUCUAAAUGAUGGAGUAGCAAUUUCAAGCAUUUUUUUUCUCUUCAGUGAUAGACUUCCUCCUAAUUCACAUGUCUCACUUCUUUAGAUGACUGUGCCCAACUCGAGGCAGGAGGAGAUGAAGGAAGGUUCUGCAGUCCUUGAUAGCCUCAUUUUUAAAAAUGAAGUCAGCGUUUCUUUCUCUGGCUUUUUUCCUUGUUUCUUUGGAAAUUUUCUCUUUUCCCCCUUUUGGCCUUUAUAUAAUCUUUUUCUUCUUUUUGAUGAUGACAACAUAUUUGUGCCAUUGCAAAAUACAUACCAACUUACUUGGAGGCCAAGACCUGCAAAUUAUUUUUAUACUAAGGUCUGAUCAAGGUCUAAAUAAAUACCUAAUCUCACAUAGAUUUUUUUCAUCUUUUUCCUCAAGAAACUAAUACAUUUUCAUAAUAGAAAAUUGAUGAUUAUCCAUAUUUUGCACACACACAAACCCUACCUCUUUUGCGUUAUCACUAUACAUUUUGCAUAGCAUUUCAAAUAGUCUUUUCUACAUUUCCAGCUAUCUUGGUCACAACAUCUCUUCAGCAGGGCAAAAGAAAACAAAGGUAACUUAGAAAUAUUUUAGCCCAAUUUCUUAAUUUUCCCAGUAUAUCCCAAGUUAAAGGAAAAAUGAACUGUUAUUGCACGGACAGCCUGGACUACACAGUUUCAAAUUUGUCACCCAUUGCUAUGAGUUUAUUAUUUUAUUGUCCACAACUCUCUUGUCCUGCCCCUUUUCCCCAUUCUAUAGUGAGAGUAUUGAUUCACUAAAGGUGAGUCUGAUGUUUUAUAUUUCUUUUGCAGUUCUCAUAAUAUUUAAUGUGAGUCGUGGAUUUUCAAUAAAUGCUUACUGAUGGAUACCCUGAAUGAGCCUACUGGUAGAGGAAUUGAGCCAUGGAUUCAGGGGAUUUUUAUUCUUAACCAGCCUCUUAAAAGGACUGGUAUUGAUAACUUUUCUAUUCUCACAAAUUGUGAUUUAAGUGAAUACACACAUUUUUUUGGAUUGAUAUCUGGAGACAGGAUGAAGAAUUGCUUUUCUUAGAAGUAAGUGUGCAAUGUUAGAUGUUUCUUGACAGAAUUAGGUUUGAAAAAUAUGCUAUCAUCUAUGGUAAAGUCCAAGUCAAAAAGCAGUAUUCUAUGCUAGAGUGGAGUUUUGUGGCAUGUAAGUAAUUUGGAAUUCUUGUCACUGUGUAUUACAACGGCUGUCUAUUCUAUUAAAAUUUACCAUGAUAUCUAUUUUAAUCCUGUGUGAUCUCUUUUCACCAGAAAGAAGAAUAAAUAUAACCUAAGAGCUCAUCUCCUUCUGUGAAUUUUGCUGUACUUUUGAUUUCCAAGUUCUGUGAGAUAUUUUAAUUGAUCAAGAUAUUUGGAACACAUAGUUUAUUUCCACAGCUCCUCCUUCAUGUAUUAAAGAAUCAGAAAGAUAGUAAGACAAUAGCUGCAGAAGUGAAUAAUUUCAGUCCCUAUAGAGUGAACUUAAUUCAAUUCAAUGAAUAUUCAUUGAGCGACUAUAAUGUACGAGAAGCUAUGCCUUCUGUUAAGAACAUGCAACUGAGAAAGAAACUUUCCUUUCUUUUAAGGAGCCCAUUAUCAAAUAGCUUCUCUAUUUGAAGAUCAGGCAUAUACAUAAAUGUUUAUAAGUUGACAGGUGCUAUAAAAAGAGAUGGUUUGGAUAGAGAGGUGAGUAUUCCACACUUUUUAAACGAAAGGCUUUACAGAGAAGAACUAAAUCUUGAAAGAUGAUAGUUAUUAACCAGGGAGAAGGACUUUUCAGGUGGAGAAUUUCCAGCAUUGAUAGAGAAUGAGUACUAGCAGUGUGUGUGUAGAGGGAAGGAUGGGCCUACAGAAUCAUAUUUUGCCUUAGUGAGACAUUUGGAUUUUUUUUCUCAUGGAAGAUGGGAAAGCACUGAAGAGUUUUCAUCAGUGAAACAUCAGAUUUUUAUUUUUGAAUGUUCAUUGUGGUCUCAGUACAGUUAGAGGAUUGGAAGGAGACAAGGUGAAGGCAGGGAGACCAGUUAGGAGAUUGUUUAAAUAGUAAAGGCAAAAGGUAAUAAAAGGUAAUAAAAGCAGUGGCAAUGAAUAUACACAGUGUGUAUAUUAGUCCAUUUUGACACUGCUGAUAAAGACAUACUUGAGACUGGAUAAUUUAUACAGGAAAAAGAAUUUAAUGGACUUACAGUUCCAUGAGGCUGGGGAGGCCUCACAAUCAAGGCAAAAGGCAAGCAGGAGCAAUUCUUGUCUUACAUGGAAGGCAGCAGCAAAGAGAGAGCUUGUACAGGGAAACUCCACCUUAUGGAGCCAUCAGAUCUCAUGAGACUUAUUCACUAUCAUGAGAAAAGCAAGGGAAAGACCUGCUCCUGUGAUUCAGUUACCUCCCACCAGUUCCUCCCAUAACACAUGGGGAUUCAAGAUGAGAUGUGGGUGCAGACACAGCCAAACCAUAUCACACAGCAUGUACUUUUGUUUUAGCUUAGAAGAGCUAUUCUGGUACCUUUCAUUACUAUUUCAGGGUAAAUGGGGCUAUUGCAGUUGGGAUGUUUAAAAUAUAUACUGUUUCAGAUGCUGGCUAAAUGCUUGUCACUUACAGUUCCCUUUUAUAGACACAUAGUUAAACUACAUUUCCCAGCCUCCUUGCAUCUAGGUGGGGCCAUGUGACUAGCUUUUGCCAACGAAAGUCAGAGAAAAUGAUUUUAUCAUUUGCAGGCUGAAACAUUUACAAGUGAGUGUGCCUUCCCCACAUUUUCUCUUUCUCUUUCUUUCUUUUUUUCUUUUUGUAUCUGAAGUCUUGGGGGACACGUGAUGGAGAUAAAGAUGGUAGAGUUGCCAAACAGAAAAAGCCUGGAUCCCUGAGACAAAUCUUGGAGGAGAGUCACUCAGGUGAAUAACCUGAUAAGAACACCUGCAUUGGAUUUUCCAUGAGCAAGAAAUAAACUUUAAACGACUUACUGAA